AUUGCCUUGGAGCGAAAACCACUUUUUCGCCUUUGUUUUUUUUAUGGUGCCGUUUAGUUCAGCGGAGAGGGGAGGUGCGUGGAGGAGGAUCGGUAAGAUUUUCCAGAGAAGAAGGGGGGACUUGAGGUCGUCUGGUGUGGAGUCACGCAACUUCUCUGGUUCAUUUGGACACAAAGUUGUGUGACUGACUGAGGCGCCGCGGAGAAUGGAAACGAGUUAGCCCUCCUCUGAUCUGCGGUCACGGCGAGGUUCGCCUUUGAAAACCUUUCCAUGAGGCAGCGACAGGAACAAAACCAAACCGCUGUGUCGGUUUAAUGUGAGUUGAAAAAGAGCCUCGGGAGAAGUGGAGAUUAAACCGGUUUUCCUGGUUCCCUACAGCCGUGUGUGUGUUACUGAAUGGUGGGGUGCUUUUCCUGUUUGACGGAGUCAACUGUCGAACACACAGACUCAUCGUCACCAGACCUGCUCAGAUGGGGUUGAGAUAACGCCACCAGAGGUUCCAACCUUGUGCCGAACUCCAGCCUCCCACAUUCACCCAGAAUGGCAGAUCCCAACGGGCUGAGCUCUGAAGGGGCCGGGUCAGGCACGGUCGAGGUCGACGCCUGUAGUUUGGAGAUAGAGAGGAAGUAUGAUGUCAUCCCUGCCGUCAUCUGCUCCAUGUGUUGCCUGUUUGGCAUCAUCUACUGCUUCUUUGGUUACCGCUGUUUCAAGGCUGUCAUGUUCCUGUCUGGUCUGAUGUUUGGCUCCGUCAUCAUUUUCUUGCUCUGUCACAAGGAGCAUGUGCUGGACACCCAGCUGAGUGUGGAGGCCAGUGCGGGUAUCGGCCUCGGUAUCGGCCUGCUGUGCGGUCUGGUCACUAUGCUGGUGCGAAGCGUCGGCCUCUUCAUGACUGGCCUGCUGCUGGGCCUCCUCCUGGCGGUUGCCGCCCUACUGGUCACUCAGCAGUUCUAUACUCCAAUCUCAGUCUGGGUCCCACUGGGUUCACUUCUGGGAACGGGCAUGCUGUUUGCUGUGCUGACACUGCAGUGGCAAAAGCUCUUCACCAUGCUCUCCACGGCUGUGUUCGGGGCAGCUAUCAUGACAGUAUGUGCUGAUUACUUUGUGGAGAUGCUGGUUUUGGCCACGCAUGUGUAUGAAUGCUUGCGCCUCACACCCGGUCCACCUCUCUGCUGGUACAGCUGGGUCAUUCUGGGCAUCUGGCCCGCCCUCAGCCUCAUAGGAGUACUGGUCCAGUGGAAACUGACGGAUGACAGCUUCUCACACACUGAGGUCGUUAUUAGUCGGAGACAGAAGAGAGUCCAGCUGAUGCGAAUUCGAGAGAAAGACGCCAAGAAGCGUCAGCAGGCAGGUGGGCAGGAAGGCACGUACCGCCGUAAACCCACCCCAGUGAAACGUUACGCUGGGGAUCUACUGGCACCGAGCUACCUGCAAAGUCUGCGGGACAGACAGAUGGGCACAGGUACUUCCCUUAGCAGCCUGGGCACUGCCAACCACACCAUGAUUGACUUGGACUAUGACACCGGGUCCACCGCACCCCUUACAGCUACAACCCCAGUCGUCAGGGUCUGAGCAAAAGGGACUACGUAGAGCUCUCUGGUUCUCCAAUUUUGUCUUCCUAACAUAGAGUAGAAGCAACAAACUGAUACCCUCAGCUAAAAGGUUUAUUGUGCCUUUAAAUUGAUUUGGUGAAAGAGAAUGCUGCUUUUUGGGGAGAAGUAAGAGGUGUCACCUGUUUGGUGAAAGCUAUAAUAUAACCACUACAACUACUGUGUUUCUCAGAGAAACACUUAAAAACAGAUACUAACAAAGUAAGGUCCUCAAUUGUUUUCAUGAUGUAUUUAAUACAUAAAUAGCAAGUACUAGCCUCAAAAACGGUUGUAUUGCUGUUAUGGUAGUGAAGUGACAAAGAAAUGUGUUUUACAUUACAUGUACUGUACUUAAAAAGUUGCCAUGAAGUGUUGUUAUUACCUGUUUUACUUGUUUAACUGUGUGCUCGUAGGAUUUGUGAACGUUUUUCAUUAAAAUGACUAUUUGUUUAAAUGGAGUUUGGUUUGGUGAGAGUAAAAUAUGACAGAUUGAUACAUGUAUGACAAAGUGAAGCAAACAAUAUAUAAUACUUUGUAUUUCCCGUCAGAAUAGAGUAGGUGAAAAACUUAGACUGUGGUGUAUGAUUGUGGAGUGAACCUUUUAUCAGUUAAUUUAUGUAUUGACCAAGUACAU
This is a messenger RNA of Cyclopterus lumpus (lumpfish), 2220 nucleotides long. Its product is annotated as transmembrane protein 198-like. Gene Ontology annotation, cellular component: plasma membrane. The record is from RefSeq and is a predicted model, not a curated record. Lineage: Eukaryota; Metazoa; Chordata; Actinopteri; Perciformes; Cyclopteridae. Bases 541 to 1569 code for a protein of 342 amino acids. The transcript is spliced from 5 exons.